Prosopis cineraria is the source of this 1187-nucleotide messenger RNA. Its product is annotated as methylesterase 1-like. Gene Ontology annotation, biological process: salicylic acid metabolic process; jasmonic acid metabolic process. The record is from RefSeq and is a predicted model, not a curated record. The transcript has 3 exons. The coding region runs from base 51 to 824 and encodes 257 amino acids. Gene Ontology annotation, molecular function: methyl indole-3-acetate esterase activity; methyl jasmonate esterase activity; methyl salicylate esterase activity. Lineage: Eukaryota; Viridiplantae; Streptophyta; Magnoliopsida; Fabales; Fabaceae.
CUAUUUAAGUAUUUAUCUUCGGCAAGAGAGAACACGCAAGACAAGCAAAAAUGGCGUCAACACAGUGCAAAAAGCAUUUUAUUCUGGUGCAUGGUUCUUGCCAUGGCGCUUGGUGCUGGUACAAGCUCAAGCCACGUCUGGAAUCCGCCGGCCACCGUAUCUCAGUGGUGGACCUGGCGGCUUCCGGCAUCCACCCCGCCAAAAUCGAAGACCUACAUUCGUUGUCGGAUUACUCUGAGCCUCUGUUGAAGCUGUUGGCCUCCCUCCCCGCCGGCGAUGAGAAGGUGGUUCUCGUCGGACACAGCUAUGGAGGCAUGAACUUAGCCCUCGCCACCGACCUCUUCCCGGAGAAAGUAGCCGUUGCCGUUUUCUUAACCGCCUUUCUUCCAGAUACCCAUCACAGACCAUCCCAUGUCUUAGAAAAGUUUCUAGAGAACAUUCCAAAUGAUGCAUGGUUAGACACAGAGCUCUCUGAUGGUGGGAUUAUGUUGUUAGGUCCCAAGUUCUUGUCCUCUUAUCUUUAUCAACUCUGCUCCCAAGAGGAUGUGGAAUUGGCAAAGACAUUGAUGAGGCCAUCAUCGUACUUUGUAGAAGACUUGUCUAAAGCGAAAAAGUUCAGUGAAGAGGGAUAUGGAUCAGUCCCGCGAGUUUUCAUGAUCUGCAAUCAGGAUCUGGGAAUCACAAUGGAAUUUCAGCUAUGGAUGAUCCAAAAUGCUGGUGUUAAUGAAGUCUUAGAACUCAAAGACGCAGAUCAUAUGGCUAUGCUUUCUAAGCCUCAAGAGCUUUGCGAACUUCUCCUCCAAGUUGUUUCUAAGUUCGCUUAAAUCCAAUGUUGCUGUGUUGCGUUUCUCUUUCGUUUCUGUUUACAAUGGAUUGGACAGAUCAAGAGACAGAAACAUCAAUAAAUUGGAUUUCCCUGCAACUGUGCACAUGCAUGAGCAUAUUGUGUGUUUUUAGUUUACAGCUUUGUCAAAAAAGAAAAAAAAAACUAUUAUAAAUAUUAUAUCAUGAAUGUCCAUAACUCAUAACCCUUAAGAUUCUUUUAUCUUUAAUGUCCUCAUUAAUAGCGUAGAAGGAGUUUUUUAGUCUUAAUAGCUUAUAACCUUCAAAAGUUACAUAAUGCACCAUUAUAUGUCUCAUUAUAUCUUUAUAACAUUAAGAUAGAACUUGAAUGGUUGGAAGUCUAU